AUGUCCGACCACCAGUACAAGUUCAAUGUGUCCAUGAGUUGUGGUGGUUGCUCUGGCGCUGUUGAGCGGAUCCUCAAGAAAUUAGAAGGUGUCAAGUCCUUCGAUGUCAACCUCGAAUCCCAGACCGCAAGCAUCUCCACCGAGCCUACUGUUUCCUACGAUACCGUGCUAGCCGCGAUUAAGAAGACUGGAAAGACUGUGAACAGUGGAGAGGCAGAUGGCCAAACCAUGAGCGUUUGA
Messenger RNA from Penicillium odoratum, 240 nucleotides. RefSeq names its product copper metallochaperone ATX1. Gene Ontology annotation, biological process: copper ion transport. The coding region runs from base 1 to 240 and encodes 79 amino acids. Lineage: Eukaryota; Fungi; Ascomycota; Eurotiomycetes; Eurotiales; Aspergillaceae. Gene Ontology annotation, cellular component: cytosol. The record is from RefSeq and is a predicted model, not a curated record. The transcript is spliced from 2 exons. Gene Ontology annotation, molecular function: copper chaperone activity; metal ion binding.